UCCGGCAGAACGCUAAGGGGAGGGAGUGCAGGCGGGGAGGCCCCAGCAGUCACUGCAGCUUCGGGACCAGCUCCUGCCAUGGCCUCGCUCGUGAAGAAAAUAAUCAGCACUGCUAAAGCCCCUGCACUGGGUCCCUACAGCCAAGCUGUGCUGGUGGACCGGACAAUGUACAUUGCAGGGCAGAUCGGGCUGGAGCCUUCCACUGGGCAGCUUGUCUCUGGAGGGGCAAAAGAGGAAGCCAAGCAGGCUCUAAAAAACAUGGGAGAAAUCCUGAAAGCUGCAGGCUGUGACUAUGGCAAUGUUGUGAAGACCACAGUUUUGAUGGCUGACAUGAAGGACUACAAUGAUAUCAAUGAUGUUUACAAACAAUUUUUCAAGGCAAACUUCCCAGCCAGAGCAGCUUAUCAAGUUGCUGCUUUACCCAAAGGGGCCAGAGUUGAGAUUGAAGCUAUUGCCAUUCAGGGACCUCUCCAAGAUGCUUCAGCAUGACUAUAAAUAGAGAUUGGAUAUCUUACAAUGGCAGUUUUAGAUUGAGUUAAUACUUCUCCCUUAUAUCCAAUUCCUACAGCUGACUAAUAGCAGUUACACACAGCUGAAAUCAGUAAACUUACUGAGGAAAGGUGCUUUCUUCAGCACUCACAGUGAGUUCUGUACUGACAAACUCUGAAAAGUGCCUGAGUCCUGCUAAAACCAGCUGAGCCAGAUUGCAGGACAGGAUCUGCCCUUUGUGGGGGUGACUGGAUAUUCAGGUAUUAAGGUACAUACCUGGGUGAAUGUAUUGGAGUUACACUAUGGGUGAUAUGGACAUGGAAAACUAUACUGAUUUGUAAUUGUAGGUCUUUUGUCAUUUUUUAAUUUAAAAUUUUUUACUAAUGAGAAAACAGAACACAUUAAUUGCUUAGCAUACAUCUUCACUUCAGAGGAAUUUUACUUUAUUUGCUUCUGAAUUUUCUUAACCUCUUUCUUUACAUAAUAGAUUACUGUUGGGACUCAGAUUUUUUUUUCAUAUGUAAGCAACUGCUUAACAAAGACAAUAAUGAUUUCAGAAAGAAGAAAAUUAUGAUUUUCUGAAGUGGUACCUUUAUAAAUCAGAUGGAUAUUAAUAUCUACAUGUUACCGUUCUCGUGAUCUUUUUUAUAGCAAUUCAACUUUGACUGUUUUGAUUUUAAAAAACCAGUAAAAAUUAAAGAAUGUUUAAUGAGAAUCAAAUAAAAUUGCAACUGCAAAAUGUGCUUGUCUAUUAUGGGAACAAACUUUUCUUUUCCUGAGUGUGGUUUAAUACUCCAUUACAAAAAAGUCUCCAGCUUGCUUAUACAAUAACAAAUUUGAACCAAGAGAAUAGGCUUAUCUACAUCCUAAUAGCUAAGGAUUAAAUUCUCCAGGACAGGAAGUUUUCAGCUACCAUCAUUACAGUUCUUGUAAUUUUUUCCUCUGCCAUUAAGGUCAGAAGCAUUGGUUUGAUGGGGUGAUUAGAAAAUAUUGAGAAAUCCAACUGGUGAUGCCAGUAACUUAUCCCAUCCCUCUGUAUUGAUCUUCUGUCAAGUAGAAAUAGAUACUGUGAGAACAGUCAGCCCUACUUACCAGUCCUAGAUUUGAUGUGAAACAACCAUUCCUCCUUUUCACUGAGCUUAUAAAUUGUACCAUUAUAGACAAAAGAUUCUUAUUGAGGUUUUCACAGCAAAUAUAUGCAGCUAUAAGGAUUUUUUAUAGAAUUACCUUGCUUUUUCUGGGACAUAAUUAUUUUUAUUAGAAGCAAGAUAAUGCCUUUGUUAUUUCAAACAGCAGACUUCCAAACAACCUUUGAAAAAUGCCUGACUUUUCUCUAAAUAAACUUCCUAUGCAUAAAC
This is a messenger RNA of Zonotrichia albicollis (white-throated sparrow), 1847 nucleotides long. RefSeq names its product reactive intermediate imine deaminase A (gene RIDA). Gene Ontology annotation, cellular component: cytosol; mitochondrion. NCBI's taxonomy places the organism in Eukaryota, Metazoa, Chordata, Aves, Passeriformes, Passerellidae. Gene Ontology annotation, molecular function: deaminase activity. The record is from RefSeq and is a predicted model, not a curated record.